Molecule: messenger RNA, 1137 nt
Organism: Lathyrus oleraceus (garden pea)
Lineage: Eukaryota; Viridiplantae; Streptophyta; Magnoliopsida; Fabales; Fabaceae
Exons: 1
Coding region: 1-1137 (378 amino acids)
Source: RefSeq, a predicted model, not a curated record
AUGGCUAAUCCGCCCCCGGUUCGACCUUGGUUCCGAUUAACCUCCAUUCGCCCUGUGUCCGCACCUGCACCCGCACCUGCUCCCGCUCCCGAGUCGCGCCCUAUUAUGCCUCUACCUGCAUUUCAAACAGCUUCAACACCACCAUCACCUCAUAAUCAAACUCAACCUCAAGAAAAGAAAACCGAACAACCACCUUCAUCUCCACCUCAUAGAGUACUAGCUCCUAAUUCUUAUUCUUCAUCUUCUUCACUUCCAUCUUCUCCUAUUCAUAAGCCAACACAUUAUUCAAGUAGUUCUUCUUCCCCGGAGAAAACUACAACCAACACUUCUCGUCUUCCGAUUCCGACUCAAUCUCCGAAAACUAUUAAACAAAACGUCCUCACCCCAACGCAUUCACCAAAAACUAAAUACAUUUAUUCACCACCCUCUCCUCUGACACUCCCACCUUCUCACUCUCAGUUCAAAACUCAUGAAGAACGGUCUAAGAUACCAAUGGAGGCAGAGCCAAAAGCUGUGUUAGUUCAGAAAACCGUUGACGUGCCUAAGCCAUGGCACAAUGGCAACAGCGAGUUACACCCGGAGGCUCAUAAUCAUAGCAAUUCUUCUCAUCGUGGAACCAAACACAGCGGCAAUGGUGAGUUUCAUAGGGAGACUCAAAAUCAUAGCAAUUCUUCUCAUCAUGGGAACAAACAUGUUACUGUCGAAGAAAGGGAAACAAAGGAGAGAAAAUUUUCAGAUUCUGAAGACUCUGGCAUGAGAGUGAUAACAAUUGCAGGUGAAAAUAGAGGAGCUUAUAUGGAACUUGUUCAAUCUCAAAAGAAACACGAACCGAAUUAUCUUCACAAGAAGGGAAACUUAAAAUCGAAUGGUAUCAAAGUUAGUGGUGGUGAAUCAGAGUUUUCAAGUGCCGAGGAAGGAAAAAUAAACAAGAAUGAUAAGAAUCACAAAGGGAGAACAAAGUCUUCAUUUCCAAUGGCUGCAUACAUGAACAGCAAUGUGCAGUGUGUCAAUAACUCUCUACUGUUUCAUGCUUCUUGCUCUCACCAUGAUCCAGGAGUGCGUCUAUCUCUUUCAAAGAAGCCAUUUGGUGAAAGUUACCAUGUGAAGGAACAUGUCAAUGGUGGUGACUAUAAUUGA